This is a messenger RNA of Rhodamnia argentea, 1817 nucleotides long. Its product is annotated as LRR receptor-like serine/threonine-protein kinase EFR. Gene Ontology annotation, molecular function: protein binding. The record is from RefSeq and is a predicted model, not a curated record. NCBI's taxonomy places the organism in Eukaryota, Viridiplantae, Streptophyta, Magnoliopsida, Myrtales, Myrtaceae. The transcript has a single exon. Bases 129 to 1817 code for a protein of 562 amino acids.
CACUCACUUAUGCCUAGUUGACGCAGACAAAUACGACCUAUGAGACCAAAGAAGAGAAGAGACUCUCUACAAAAUCGCUUCUUAGUCUCCCAGUAACAUCACUUCAUAUUCCACUUCUGCUUUGAGUUAUGCAGAUCUUGGGCUUUAAUUCUACAAACUUACAGUUUCGUUGCUUCAUUCUUGGGAUUGCUAUUGCCUCGUGCUUUGCCCGAGUCUCCUUGACAUCAAAUGAAACCGACAAAUCCGCAUUGCUUGCAUUCAAGGCCGGGAUAACCGAGGACCCCCUCGGGGUGUUUAACUCCUGGAACAAUACGGUCGACCUCUGUCAAUGGUACGGGGUCACAUGCGGCCGCCGGCACCGCAAUAGAGUCACUGCGUUGAACCUCUACUCCUUGAAACUGUCGGGGCCUAUCUCUCCUCAUAUCGGGAACCUUAGCUUCUUGAGGGAAUUAAGGCUCUAUAACAACAGCUUUUGCCAGGAAAUCCCUCCCCAAAUCGGUCGGUUGCGACGGUUAAGCAUCUUGAUUCUGGGCAAUAAUUCUCUCAUCGGCGAAAUUCCCAAGAACACAUCGGGCUGCCUUAACCUGAAUCUCCUUGUAUUGGCUGGUAACCAACUCGGUGGAGAAGUUCCUCCAGAGAUAGGUUCCUUGGUGAAGCUUCGGUAUCUUCAUUUAGGAAGAAACAAUCUAACGGGCAGUGUCCCUUUUUCCAUCGGCAACUUGUCAUCGUUGGAGAUGCUUUAUCUUGUCUACAACAACUUAAGCGGGAGUCUUCCUUGGGUUCUAAGCCAACUGACCAAACUAACACAACUUGAUUUUGGAGAGAACUCGUUGUCCGGUACGUUUCCGUCUUCCCUCUACAAUUUAUCUUCAUUGGAAGAAUUCAACGUCGGAGGUAACCAAAUACAUGGAAGUCUUCCCUCUGCAAUGGGCUUUUGUCUCCCCAGCUUAAAACUUUUCAGCAUCUACGGUAACCAGUUUGUUGGAUCAAUCCCACCGUGUAUACCUAAUAAUGCCACAAAUCUACAGACCCUUCAACUUGGAGGCAACAGACUCUCCGGGAACGUACCUUCUUUUGAAAAUUUGCGUAACCUUCGACGGUUAAGCAUUCACACUAACCAUCUUGGAAGUGGGGGAUCUGGUGACUUGAGCUUUAUUUGCUCAUUAACCAAUAUGACCAGCUUAUACCUCUUGAGCAUGCAUACUAAUAGACUCGGUGGGCCGGUGCCGGAAUGCAUUGGUAAUUUGUCCCUUGCCAUCACGACAUUGGCCCUGGGCCUAAAUCCUAUUACUGGUGAGAUUCCUAGAGCAAUGGGCAAUCUCGUGAACUUGGAAAUCUUGCAUAUGACCAACAAUAUUCUUUCAGGUGCCAUCCCGUUUGACGUGGAAAACCUUCCAAAUCUAACAUAUGUGGAUCUCUCCACUAACAAUCUAUCGGGGGUAAUAUCAUCCUCUUUUCAUAAGAACAAGAGAUUGAUUGCAUUAUAUCUUGAUGGGAAUCACUUCCAUGGGCACAUUCCUUCGCAUCUAGAUGAGUGUCAAAGUCUGACGAUGCUCGAUCUUUCAAACAACAAUCUCAGGGGUUCCGUAUUCCCAGCUGUUAAAAGUCUUCUCUAUUUGAACUUGUCUGACAACCAUUUGAAUGGGUCCCUUCCGGUGGAAGUAGGAAAAGUUGAACAUAUAAAUUCUUUGGACAUUUCAGGCAAUAUGUUCAGUGGUGAAAUUCCGAGCACUUUGGGCGAUUGUGAUGGACUGCUAGUUUUGCGAAUGAAGGACAACCACUUCCAAGGAUUCAUUCCCCAAUCAAUUAGCUCAUGA